Mercurialis annua (annual mercury) is the source of this 1974-nucleotide messenger RNA. RefSeq names its product exocyst complex component EXO70I-like. NCBI's taxonomy places the organism in Eukaryota, Viridiplantae, Streptophyta, Magnoliopsida, Malpighiales, Euphorbiaceae. The coding region runs from base 149 to 1915 and encodes 588 amino acids. The record is from RefSeq and is a predicted model, not a curated record. Gene Ontology annotation, molecular function: phosphatidylinositol-4,5-bisphosphate binding. The transcript is spliced from 2 exons. Gene Ontology annotation, biological process: exocytosis. Gene Ontology annotation, cellular component: exocyst.
UUUGGUUUGAAUGUGGUUGCUCUUCAUCUUUACUUAUAUUGGGUGGGUUUGGUGAGACAAAUUUAACUAAAAGAGUAAAAAACCAAAUGAUGAAUUACUAUUAGAAUUGGAACUUGGAGCAAAAGUAAUUGAAGAGCGAAUUUCGAAAAUGGCUGAACUGAAGGGCAAUCAUAAUGUUCUAGUUGCUGCUAGGACUCUGUUGAUGAACAGUUUACAAAACUCGAAAGCUACCGCUACUAAUCUAGACGAAACUGCGAAAAAAGUUGAUCAGAUUAGGCAAAGAUUGGCAAAUCUUAAUGAUACUCUUUGGCAGAAAUGCAGUUGCUCUUCAAUCAAAGACCAAAUUGAUGGUGCUGUUUGCCCUGCCAUGGCAGUAGUGGAGGUUUGCAAGUCUAUUCGGGAGCUGGAGAAGGCGCUCGUCUUUAACAACCCGCAUUCUGAUGUUCGCGCUUAUUUAUUGUUGAUCAAACAAUUUGAGCAGGCUUUGAAAUUUCUGAGUGACAACUGUGGCCUAGCAAUUCAAUGGCUUGUGCAGUUUCUCGACGAAAAUAAGGUUUCGUAUGCAUACAAAGUGGAGAUGUGUUUGAGAAUCGUAAGAAAAAUACAAGAUAGUCAUGUCAAUGGUGAGAUUCUCUGCGUAGCAUUCGACAAACUUGAAGACGAAUUCGAGCAACUUCUAGCUGUCGCUCCGUCAAUAAUCGUAAACUUGAAGCUUCAGGCUAUUGCUGCGAAACUGAAUGAUAAUAACAAGCUUGAUUGGUGCUUAGCAGCAUACAUAGAAGUUCGUAGUCGGGUGGCGAAAACAAGUUUAGAAGCUCUUGAUUUGAAUUAUCUCGACAUGUCGGUGACAAAAGUAGAUGAUGUGCAAGAUAUCGGAUGCUUUAUAGAUCAAUGGUGUGAGCAUUUCCAUUUUGCAGUCAAGCAAAUCCUCGAGGCAGAGUAUGAACUCUGUAUCCAGGUUUUCGAUACCUUCAAUUCCAAUGUUUGUUUUGCAAAAAUUGCUACUCAAUCUGGAAUUAUUUCACUCCUUCAUUUCGGAGCAAAAGUUACGGAAUGUAAGAAAGACCCUGUCAAGCUCCUGAAGCUAUUAGACAUUUUCUCAACUUUAGACAGCUUAAGAGAAGACUUCAACCGCCUUUUUAUAGGCAAAGCAUGCGGAGAAAUCCAAAAUCUCACUAGAAUCCUCAUCAGGAAAGUUGUUUGCGGAGUUUGUGAGAUUUUUUGGGAGCUUCCAUAUCAAGUAGAGCUACAAAGGCCAAGUUCUCCUCCGUCAGAUGGUGGUGUUCCGAGGCUAAUAAGCUUCGUAACUGAAUACUGUAAUCAUCUCCUUGGCGACGAUUACAAGUCCUUAUUGAUAAAGGUUGUAACAAUUUAUCAAAGCUGGAAAAACGACAAGUACCAAGAGACGGUUGUUAGCAGGCAGAUAACUGCGAUAAUGAAGGAAAUGUGCAUGAACUUAGAUACAUGGUCAAAAACAUAUGAAGACAAGGCAAUGUCCUACCUAUUCAUGAUGAAUAACCAUUGUCAUUUUAGCAACAUGAAGGGCACACCCGUUGGAGAAAUGAUGGGGAAUUGUUGGAUUACGGGGCAUGAGCGAUACAAGGACUAUUACAUGAGACUUUACUUGAAAGAAACAUGGGGCAAUAUUAUCUAUCUUCUAAGCCAAGAAGAUGAUGAUUCUGUGACGACGAAGAAGAAAAUAUCACUCGAGGCGUUCAAUGAAGCGUUGGAAGGAAUGUACGAAAAGCAAUCCGAAUUGGUUGUUCCUAAUGAAGAAUUGAGGCUAAGACUCUGUGGAAUGGCUGUUCAGGCUUUAGUUCCUCUAUAUAGAAUCUAUUUGCAGAGUUUUACACAUGCUGAUGUCAAAUAUACAUCACAAGGAUUCGAAACUAUGCUUAUUAAUUGGUGGUUGUAAAUAUUAUGACAAUAAGUGAAUAAUUUAUAAUCUUAUAUGAUGAAUUAGGUUCAUAUAGA